GAGGGACAGCAGAGCAGGAGACAUGAAGGGUUGCUCCAAAGGAGGCCGCUGCAGAGGGCGGACUCUGGCCCGAAAGAUGGGGCGGGCAUACAGGAACUCCCGGAAAAGGCGGGACCUUGAGCGGGGAGGCACUUAAGGAGAUCAAGACCCAGGAUUGAGAAACCCCGGACUGGGAACCUCCAGGGUCAGGGUUUAACGAGAAGGGCGUGGCCGCCGAGCUCUAAUCUCCAAGCCUUGUCCCCCGAGCUCUCCCCUCGGAUGUCCGACCGCCCAGAGCCUGCAUGCGCCGUGGGGCGCCCCAGGACCUGGAGCUGGUGGGGCCGGGGGCUCCUGGGCCGGGGUCCCGGGGCGCCCCUCCUCCCUUGGGAUCCGUCGUCCCGGUACUCGUCUUUCCCCCGGAUCUAGUAUUCAGGGCGGACCAAAGGAGCGGACCCCGACAGCUGCUAACCCUCUAUAACCCCACGGGAACUGCGCUUCGCUUCCGAGUUCUGUGCACAGCACCUGCCAAAUACACGGUGUUUGACGCAGAAGGAUAUGUAAAACCUCAGUCCUGCAUUGACAUUGUGAUUCGCCACGUGGCCCCCAUUCCCAGUCACUAUGAUGUCCAGGACCGCUUCCGAAUUGAGCUGUCCCAGGAGGGGGCUGAGGGCCGAGUGGUGGGGCGCAAGGACCUCACCUCAGUUCUGCGGGGCCCAGCAUACCCCCUGGAGCUUCAGGGACAGCCUGUGCCAACAUCCCAGCCAGGGCCUCCAGCCUGGACAACACCACCCCCGGCCAGACACUUCCAAGAGAAUCCCCGUCAACAGCUGGCCAUCAGCUCCUUCGUCCUCUUCUUGCUGACCGGCAUUGUCUCUGUGGCCUUCCUGCUGCUCCCGCUCCAGGAUGAACUCGGCAGCCAGCUGCCUCAGGUCCUGCAUGUUUCCCUGGGACAAAAGUUGGUGGCAGCUUAUGUCUUAGGCCUCCUCACCAUGGUGUUCCUCCGGACCUGAGCGCCCCACUCAACCCCAUGCCACCUUCUCCUCCUAGGCUGGGACCUGAGGCAGCCACUGUGAUGCUAAUUCCUUGCCUCAACUGUUUUCUCCUUCCUGCCCAACCCUUAACAUUCCAUCCAUCAAAUACCCAGAGAUUUGUAUUCAUUUUCCAAU
This is a messenger RNA of Fukomys damarensis (Damara mole-rat), 1145 nucleotides long. It is a transcript of the gene Mospd3, whose product is annotated as motile sperm domain containing 3. Bases 282 to 989 code for a protein of 235 amino acids. The transcript is spliced from 6 exons. The record is from RefSeq and is a predicted model, not a curated record. NCBI's taxonomy places the organism in Eukaryota, Metazoa, Chordata, Mammalia, Rodentia, Bathyergidae. Gene Ontology annotation, cellular component: cytoplasm.